AAAAAAAAAUGAAAAACGGUAUGUUGAGUAUGACAGCUUCAAGGAAGAGUGAAGAAGAUAACUGCUUCGAUUGCUUCCACCCGUUACACACUUUCUCCCCGCAACGCCACCACCAUCUCUCUCUGCUCUAUCUAUCUAUCUAUCAACAUUCAUUUCCUCUUCCAUUUCCUGCAACAUAUUGAUUCCAAUUGCUGCAAUGGAACUGCAAUUUCGAUUACCAGAAUUGCAAUUAGUUGAAAAGGGUUUUGAUUACAUCCGUAAAAGGAAGAAAUGGAUCUUCAUUUCCGUUGCAUUAGGGUUCUGCGCUUACAGUGCUUAUCACGCUCCCUCCAUAGCUCGCAAGAGAAGGAAGCUUUCCAAGCUUCUCGGUGCCUUGUUUUCUGUAGCAGAAGCCGUAGCAGAAUCCGCAGACACCAUCGGAGUUAUCUCCAGAGACAUGAAGGAGUUUCUGCAAUCUGAUUCGGAUCAAGUGCCAAAGAGCCUCAACCAAAUUUCCAAGGUAGCUCGCUCUCAGCAAUUCUCCGAUUCUCUUACCACCGUAACCCAUGCCGUAACUGUAGGUGUAUUGCGCGGUAACCAAUCCGCGAACCGGACCAGCGCCGAGCAAACUGGCGCCGGUUCGAGCGUCGUGGACGGUGUUCUUGACAAGCUGUUAACACCGGAGGGGUCAGGGUUUGCUUCUGUGGUUCUUGGAAGCUUUGCUAGGAACCUGGUUCUGGCGUUUUAUUGUUCAGAUGGUGUUCAAUCUCAUGACAAAUUCGGCGGAGAAUCCAAUUCAAGCGGUGUGGGAAAUGCUUCCUCCAAUUCAGAUUCUGUUCCUGCAUGGGUUGAUGCUGUUUGUGAUGAAAGGUGCGGGGAAUUGAUUGGGAAUUGCGUUCAAUUGUUCGUGAGCACCGCGGUUGCGGUUUUUCUUGACAAGACUAUGCAUAUCAACACCUAUGAUCAAUUCUUUGCUGGUUUAACUAACCCCAAGCAUGAGGAUAGUGUGAGAGAUAUGUUGAUGUCUGUUUGUAAUGGUGCUAUUGAGAGUUUUGUUAAAACAUCUCACCAUGUGUUGACAAGUGCAAAACCCGGUGAUGGUUCAGGUUCAGAUUCUAAUUUGGAUAUUGGGGAAACUACUCCGAAUCGUGUAGAGACAUCAACAAUGGAAUCAAAGGGAGGGGAUGUUUGUGUUGAGGAAAAUAAGAGUGGAUGGGUCAGUAAGGUUUCAUCCACAUUGGCAAUUCCCAGCAAUAGGAGGCUUGUUCUUGAUGUGACCGGGAGGGUGACGUUUGAGACGGUUAGGUCUUUCAUGGAGUUUGUUUUGAAAACAUUGUGUGCUUCUGUGAGAAGAUGUGCUCAUAGUGUUCACGAUGCAGUACUUGAGAUUAUGAGAUAUGCUGCUGCUAAAUUUUCUGUUAUUGCGACAAUUUGUAUCUCAUUGUGCCUGCACGUAAUGGAUUGCCCUAGGGCUUUGGUGCCUGCUUAAGUAGUUGUGAUUGAUCAUUUGAACAAGAAGAAUUUUAUCAUGCUGCUUUGGCUAUGUAACUACAUCAUAAUAUCUUUGUAUAUACAUGGAUUAAUUUUGUAAAUGAUUUUGAAAAUCUUACUGUUGUAAAGAAUAUACAGUGACCAUAGGCAUGAUGUCUUCCUCUUACACUGGACUAUCAUUCAUGGGAUAACUAACUUCCAGAAUUCCUUCAAAGAAGAAGCCCUGGCAUUCAUCAUCAAGCAGUCUUAUUUGCUUUGGGUUCAAUCA
Lotus japonicus is the source of this 1738-nucleotide messenger RNA. Its product is annotated as protein PHLOEM PROTEIN 2-LIKE A10-like. The transcript has a single exon. Lineage: Eukaryota; Viridiplantae; Streptophyta; Magnoliopsida; Fabales; Fabaceae. The record is from RefSeq and is a predicted model, not a curated record. The coding region runs from base 197 to 1468 and encodes 423 amino acids.